CCCGGGCCGGUGCCGGCGGCAGCUUCAUCCUCCUGCUCCUCAUUCUCCUCCCUGCGGCUAUCUGACGCUGAGGAUCUUCAAAAUGGCAUUGGCAGCAAUUGAUCCACAGCAGAACGUUGUCUCGAGGGUUGUCAACCUCCCCYUGGUGAGCUCCACCUACGACAUGGUGUCCUCUGCUUACACGGCCACGAAGGACAACCAUCCCUACCUGAAGUCUGUGUGCGAGAUGGCGGAGAAGGGYGUGAAGACCAUUACCUCGGUGGCCAUGACGGGUGCCAUGCCCAUCAUCCAGAAGCUGGAACCGCAGAUUGUAGUUGCCAACAACUAUGCGUGUAUGGGUCUAGACAAAAUUGAAGAGAAGCUGCCUAUACUGAAUCAACCCAGUGACAAGGUUGUUGCCAAUGCCAAGGAUGUAGUUGUUGGAGCCCGGGAAGCUGUAACAACCACUGUGACUGGUGCCAAGGAAACUGUUACCCACAAAAUUACUGGAGUUGUGGGCAAGACUAAAGAAGCAGUGCAAGACAGCGUAGAAAUGACUAAAUCAGUUGUCAAUGGCAGCAUUAACACUGUCCUGGGGAGUCGUGUGGUGCAAAUCGUUAGCAGUGGAGUGGAUACCGCACUCACUAAGUCAGAGACCUUUGUAGACCAGUAUCUCCCACUUACAGAACAGGAGAUAGAGCAAGAAGCUGCAAAAGUUGAAGGAUUUGAAGUUGGAGUUCAAAAGCCAAGUUACUAUGUUAGACUAGGCUCCCUAUCUUCAAAGGUCCGUGCACGUGCCUACCAACAAGCCUUAAACAAAGUUAGAGAUGCUAAGCAAAAAAGCCAGGAGACAAUCUCUCAGCUCAACCACACUGUUAAUCUGAUCGAGUAUGCCAGAAAGAACAUGAAUAGUGCCAAUCAGAAACUUCUUGAUGCUCAGGAAAAACUAUAUCAAUCCUGGGUAGAAUGGAAGAAAAAUACAGGCCAAAAUGAUGGUGAUGAAUCGCAUAGCGCUGAGCACAUUGAGUCAAGAACUCUAGCUAUUGCGCGAAGCCUCACUCAGCAGCUGCAGACCACCUGCCUCACCCUGGUCUCCAGCAUACAGGGGCUUCCACAGAAUGUGCAGGACCAGGUUUACAGUGUUGGGUCAAUGGCAGGUGAUGUCUACCAGAGCUUUCGGUCAGCAUCUUCCUUCCAAGAACUGUCAGACAGCUUCCUUACCACUAGCAAAGGACAGCUGAAGAAAAUGAAGGAGUCUCUGGAUGAUGUGAUGGAUUAUCUGGUUAACAACACACCGCUUAAUUGGCUGGUUCCAGAUUUCACAAUUACAGACUUAUCUUCAGAGUCAGAUGAUAUCCCAGACAUUUUGGAUUUGGAUGAAGAAGAUCAACAAGACUUUUCACGCACAAAUGGUCCUUUCACUGCAGGACAAAGAGCUGAAUAACUACAGGGGAUAAAAAUGUUUUCUUUUUUUUCUGAUUGUUUUGUCACAAUGCUUAUUUAACUUAUGUAAAGAUGAAUCUACCUAGCUCUGGRUUUUUGUUUUCCAGGUUGUGUUGUGUGUUUUUCUUAAAUUAUUUGUUUUUCUGAACCAGUACUGUUUCACUUAGCAUCAUCAAAAUUCGGAUUUUUUUCCCUCUAAGGAAUGCAUGCUAGGUUAACUCAAUAGCAUGUGUGUCAAAGUCCUACCCAGGAAGAGAGAUAGCAUAAUUGAUAUAUCCUAAUCUUUGCUAACGGUUUGUAUYAGUAGCUGUUCUCCUGGCAGCAGUAGCCAAGGAAACACACCAGUGCUCUGCAAAAAAGCUGCCAACAAAAGGAGCUGACUAGAACAUAUGGGCAAAAUUUUCCCUCUCAGCCUAUAUGUAAAGUGCUUCUGCAUCUACCUCUGCUGCUGGAAGGGGUAAAAGGACUUUGGCCGACUCCAAUUCUCUCAGGUGAUUCUUGCUGGCCUCUGCAUCUGGCUGGAGUGCUUUGCACAUGCAAGGGCUCCGCUCCCCUCCACACGCCUCCCACGUGCAACAAUAUUGGCCAUCGUGAUGCUAUGAGCAGUGGGGCCUGAAACUAGAAGAAAUGAUCUUAAAAAUCGUACAGGAAUAAGGAUGACACUGGAAAAAGCAAGGAAAAGGAAAAGGAAAGAUGCAAACAGAUGUGGGAUAAAUGCACAUUCAAAGAAAGAGUGACAAAAGGAAGUUAAUUGAAAGUGGUCAUUUAUUUGGCAACAGUGGACAUCUUUGAAUGUAUCUGAGUUAAAUAUUUGCUAAGAAUUGCCGAAUCUGCACACGCUUGCACACCAUACAAUUUCAGUAGGAGAUGGGGAUACUUAGGAACUUGACUAGAGGCAAAUUGUCUAUGUUUCCAUGUGCUCGUGCCGAGCUCCAACGCAGCAAUCCUGCCAGUGUCCUUGGGAUGGCUGUCGGAGAUCUGGGGAUGAUACAUGGUGCUACUUUUGUACACCUGCUCAUUCUGCGUAGAAACGUUUCGUGGCCAGCUAGAGCUGUCAGAUU
Nothoprocta perdicaria is the source of this 2483-nucleotide messenger RNA. RefSeq names its product perilipin 2 (gene PLIN2). Gene Ontology annotation, biological process: lipid storage; positive regulation of triglyceride storage. The transcript is spliced from 9 exons. NCBI's taxonomy places the organism in Eukaryota, Metazoa, Chordata, Aves, Tinamiformes, Tinamidae. Gene Ontology annotation, cellular component: lipid droplet; cytosol. The record is from RefSeq and is a predicted model, not a curated record. The coding region runs from base 83 to 1423 and encodes 446 amino acids.